AUACGAGUUUGCGCAUGCGUGGUGAAUUCACUUCCUCAUUCGAGUAGACUUGAGUUUGUUUUGAUGUUGCCUAAAUAAAAUUAGCUGUUUGCAAGUCUCUCGCCUCUUCAUGCUCGCUUAUCUCAUUACGACGAUCUUAUGCGUUAUUCACGUCUCGCCAGUCAUCAAUCAUGCCAAAGGAGAAGAGGGUACAGAUCAAGAACUGGCUCACUACAGAGAAAGGAUAAAAUCGAUGUUUUAUCACGCAUAUAACAGUUAUUUGGAGAAUGCUUUUCCAUAUGAUGAGCUGCGACCCUUGACUUGUGAUGGGCAGGACACAUGGGGCAGCUUUUCCCUGACUUUAAUAGAUGCACUGGAUACUCUGUUGAUUUUAGGAAAUCAUACCGAAUUUCAGCGUGUAGCAUCUUUGCUGCAGGACACUGUGGACUUUGACAUUGAUGUGAAUGCCUCUGUCUUUGAAACAAACAUUCGGGUGGUGGGGGGGUUACUCUCAGCUCACUUGCUCUCAAAACGGGCAGGGAUGGAGGUAGAGGUGGGGUGGCCCUGUUCUGGACCUCUUCUCCGCAUGGCAGAGGAAGCUGCUCGUAAGCUCCUUCCAGCAUUCCAGACUCCCACGGGCAUGCCAUAUGGCACAGUGAACCUGCUGAUGGGGGUGAACCCCACGGAGACCCCCGUCACCUGCACGGCCGGGGUUGGCACCUUCAUUCUGGAGUUUGCCACCUUGAGCCGGCUCACAGGUGACCCGGUCUUCGAAGAUGUGGCUCGCAAGGCACUGAGGUCAUUGUGGAAAACACGGUCUGACAUUGGACUGGUGGGAAACCACAUCGAUGUCAUCACCUCCAAAUGGGUAGCUCAGGAUGCUGGGAUAGGAGCUGGAGUGGACUCCUACUUUGAGUACCUGGUAAAGGGCGCCAUCAUGCUACAAGAUGAGGAAUUGCUUUCUAUGUUCUCAGAGUAUGACAAGUCGAUUAAGAACUACACAAAGUUUGAUGACUGGUACCUCUGGGUGCAGAUGCACAAAGGAACUGUUUCCAUGCCAGUCUUUCAGUCCCUUGAGGCCUUCUGGCCAGGGCUGCAGAGCCUGCUUGGUGACCUGGAAAACGCUAUGAGGACCUUCCACAACUACUACACUGUGUGGCGGCAGUUUGGGGGCCUGCCAGAGUUCUACAGCAUUCCUCAGGGAUACACAGUGGACAAGAGAGAGGGCUACCCACUGCGGCCAGAGUUGAUAGAGAGCGCCAUGUACCUGUAUCGGGCCACUGGUGACCCCACCGUGUUGCAGCUGGGGCGUGAUGCUGUGGAGUCCAUCGAGAAGAUCACCCGAGUCAACUGUGGUUUCGCUAGUGUAAAGGAUCUGCGAGAUCACAAGCUGGACAAUCGCAUGGAGUCCUUCUUCCUGGCUGAGACGGUCAAGUACCUCUACCUCCUCUUUGACCCGGACAACUUCCUGCACAACAGUGGCUCUAUGUUCCACACAGGCAGUGGCCCCCAGGGGGACUGCGUCCUGGGCGCUGGGGGCUACAUCUUCAACACGGAGGCGCAUCCUCUGGACCCUGCCGCCCUGCACUGCUGCAGCAGGGCACAGGAGGAGAGGCGGGAGCUUCAGGACAUCCUGCUCAGCUUUUCGGAGACAGCCGGUCCGCCCGCAGCCCAAACGGGAGAGGAGGGGGACCCUGCAGACGGUGCACAGCACCGUCCCCUCGACUCCUCAGAGAGCAUCGCCCUAAAGCCGGGGGCCAGGAGGAAAGCUCGGGCGCUGUCCUGCCCAAUGCAGCCCUUCAGCUCCAGACUCGCCGUUCUAGGGCAGGUCUUCACCGACAGCACGUGAUUGCAUUUGUUGUUAAAAAAUAAAAAAUACGUUUUUUAUUUAUUACAAGG
Messenger RNA from Anguilla anguilla (European eel), 1878 nucleotides. RefSeq names its product ER degradation enhancer, mannosidase alpha-like 2 (gene edem2). Gene Ontology annotation, biological process: endoplasmic reticulum mannose trimming; carbohydrate metabolic process; mannose trimming involved in glycoprotein ERAD pathway. The coding region runs from base 110 to 1828 and encodes 572 amino acids. The transcript has 11 exons. Gene Ontology annotation, molecular function: mannosyl-oligosaccharide 1,2-alpha-mannosidase activity; calcium ion binding. Gene Ontology annotation, cellular component: endoplasmic reticulum; membrane. The record is from RefSeq and is a predicted model, not a curated record. NCBI's taxonomy places the organism in Eukaryota, Metazoa, Chordata, Actinopteri, Anguilliformes, Anguillidae.